AUGCUCCAGGGCUCUGUAGAGGUUGGUGGGCCCCUCUGGGGCUGGGAUGGUGAUGGAGAUGACGACUGGGAUGGGGCUGUACUCACCUUGCUGGCACUAGCUGUGGUAGCCACCAUAGCAUUGGCUUUGCAGUGGUUUGGCUCCAGGCAGGACCAGGAGGCACGAGGAUCAGCAUCCACAGCUCCAGGUGUGCAACCUGCUCAGGCGGGAGGAGUCAGGCUGGCCCUGCACCUGAAGUCCAAGGACAGUGAUGCCAUUGAGGGACAGAGCAAAGGACAGGAGAAAUCAGAGGUUCCUGGAGAUGGCCAGAAAAGACCAGCUAUAGCGAGGGCUCAGGACCCGGAGCCAUCAAGAGGCAGAAGCAUGGCUUCAGAUGCCUGGCUUUCGCUCAAGAUAUCUGGAGAGGUGGCCAGCAGAGGGACCACCCCAGCAACCCUGGGAAAGAAAAGAAGGGCGCCAACUAGGCCAGAAACUUCCUUCCAGGGCCACCAAAAAACGAGGGAUAUUCCUGUCCCUAUCAUGAUCCGCUUUACCCCCCGAAGUCCUGAUAGCAAAACAGAGAUGUGGGUGGGGUCAACUGGCACUUGUGGUGAGGGGGCAGCUCAGCCGGGCUCCGUCCAUACAGAGCAACAGGACACCAGUCCACAGCACCUGGCUGUAGGGCCUCCUGGGCCCCUGGGGAGAAGCCUAGGCAGCUUGCGCCGGCGUCGGCGGCCUGGUGCCAGCUCAGGAGACAGACCCCGCCGUCCUCUAAAGCUGGACCCCCUCCGCCUGGGCACUGUGGUGAGUGUGUGGGAUGCUGUGGAUAUGGCAACUGCAGCCACCCAGGACAUCGUCACCAGCAGUUCCCUUGCCGGUCCCUCAUCACUCCAUUCAGACAAGGGGCUCAAGGGUCCUGAGCAGAUGGGCUUAGCUGAUGCUGUGAAUAGCCAAGCUCAGGACCCAAAGGAUGUGUGUGGGAGGAGCAGCCUUCAGCAGGCUCCUGCCAUAACUGCAGGCUCAGAGGCUAAGGAUGAUGAGAGCAGGGAGCCUGGGUCCCCUGCCCCUAGGGAGACUCAGGGGAUCCUGGCUGGUGAGGCAGCCUGGUCCUGGAAGAGUGGAGCAGCUGUGGUCACCAGCAAUUUCAGCCCCUGCCAAGGUGCCUUGCCAGAAGAGCUGCGCCCUGAGGCUCUCGAAGUGGACCAAGUUGCUGACCAGAGCAAGAUGGAGAAACUAGGGGAGGGCCACCUUAUUGGCAAAGGGAGAGAGUCUUGUCAAGGCGAGGAAAGUGAGCAGAUAGCCAUACUUAUCACAGAUGUGACGAAGUCUUCUGGUGGCUUCAGCUGCAUCCCCUCCCACAAUCUUUCAGCCUCUCCUCUGACCCAGGACACUGAGCUGGUUCCAUCCUCUGCCAUGGCAGUACAUUCCAGCCCUGGGUUUCUACAUGCAGUCUCUACCCUUGCUCCUUUAAACAAUUUGCCCCUGGAAGUUAGCCAGGGUCCUUCCGGUGGUGAAAAUCUCAAAGCAGAGCCAGCUUCCAUUCCAUCCCAAACUUUAGCUUCAGCAGAAGCCUCAGCUUCAGCUCCGGAAGCAAUCCUAGCCCCAUUCUCAAUAUCACCCCCAACCUCAACCUCAGCCCCAUCCUUAACCCCAGCCCCGGUUACAACCUUAACCCCAGUUUCAACACCAACUCCAUCCCCAACAUCACCCCCAACUCCAGCCUCUGCCCUAGUUGUAGCCCAGGCUCCUGCAGUAGAUAGUGGGCCUAGGCCUAUGUCUAGGGAGUCUAGUGUGGGUCUCUCCAAGAGCUCCCUGGAAGGACGAAUCUCAACUAGCUGGGGAAACCUUAUUACUAUGGUUCUUAGAAGCCACCCCUUCCCUAGGCAAGAAAAGGCCGAUGGUAGUGCCCCAAGGGCAUAUCCUCAGAGUCCUGCUGGGUCCAGCACAUCCACCUACUUGGAAGAUAGACAGCCAGGUCCUCCCUCUGAAGGGGCCAUCUCCAGCCUCCAGGACAAACAUGGACCAUUGUCAGUCUCAGUCACAACAGUGGGUUCAGGGAGCCUAGCUGAGGGCAGAUGUGAAACACAGCCAAUGAACAUGGAGAUGAAUGUGUCUUCUGCUCCAGACCAUAAAGGAGAUGAAACCAAGGAGAAAAGUUUAGACCCUCUGCCCCCAGCUGCAAAGCCUGAGGCUGUCUCACAGUUUCCUGUGCCAGCACAGCCUGGUCCUGUCCCAUCUACUGUGAAGCAGGAUGCUCAGCCCAUCCCUCAGCCUCGGCAACGGAGGAAGCGUAGCAUAGCUCAGAGCUCUGAACAGAUACUUUCUCAGGAAGUAUCCCAGCAGCCCCAGGGGCAGGUGCUAAAGGAUGGAUCCAGACCUGCAAGCCGCAGGGACAUCCUCACAGAGAAGCAGAAAGAGACACGAAAGCUUAUGGUUUUUCUGCAGAAGCCUGGUAGUUGGGGAGUGGUGGAGGGGCCUCAGAAGUCCUGCUCACGGGUCUCGCCACCUACCACAGCAACAGCGCUGUGGCCCCCAAAGCUAGACCUCGGCAGCUGCUUGGAAGUUUUGGCCUUUGCUCAGAAGCAUGGAGAGUUGGGCUUAGCCCAGGACACCUAUGUCCUGAUGAGCAACAACUUGCUGCACGUUCUGGGAGACCCACAGCUCUACCGACAGCUGAGUGGAGCCGACAGGGAGCGGAUCCUGAACCUGCGGACCUGCCAGGGUCAGACAGUGCUAGGGGUCCUUGAGCUGCCCGGUCUUUACCAGAUGAGCCGCUCAGGGCUCACAAGGGGCCCUCAUAGUGAGGAGACUCCUGCCACCAGGCCUGAGCAUUUGUAUCUUCACACAUACCUCCAUGUGUUCAACCCACAAGAGAAUGUGUGGCGGCCCCUGACUCAAGUUCCAGAGGAGGUCCCACUCCGGGGAUGCGGUCUCUGCACCAUGCAUAACUAUCUGUUUCUGGCAGGUGGCAUCAGAGGUUCUGGUGCCAAGGCUGUCUGCUCUAACAAGGUGUUCUGCUACAACCCUCUGACCAACAUUUGGAGCCAGAUUCGGCCCAUGCAGCAAGCCCGGGCCCAGCUCAAGUUGGUGGCUCUCGAUGGGAUGCUAUAUGCCAUUGGUGGUGAGUGCCUAUACAGUAUGGAGCGCUAUGACCCACGCACAGAUACCUGGACCUUGAGAGCAUCCCUCCCCGAGGGAACCUUCCCUGUGGCCCAUGAGGCUGUGGUCUGUCGAGGAGAUAUCUAUGUCACAGGGGGUCAUCUCUUUUACCGCCUGCUCAGAUACAGCCCAGUGAAAGACUCAUGGGAUGAGUGCCCCUAUAGUGCCAGCCACCGACGCUCCAGUGAUAUGGUGGCGCUAGGGGGCUUCCUAUACCGCUUUGACUUGUUGCGGGGUGUAGGUGCUGCUGUCAUGCGCUACAACACAGUGACGGGCUCCUGGAGCCGUGCUGCGUCCCUGCCACUGCCUGACCCUGCCCCACUCCACUGCACAGUAUUGGGGAACACCAUUUACUGUCUCAACCACCAGGUCACAGCUACCUUCACGGUUUCAGAGGGGACUGCCCAGUUCCAAGCCAAGGAACUGCAGCCCUUCCCCCAGGGAAAUAAGGGGGUCCUCUAUCCAUUCACUCUGACUUUGCCACCCAAGACUUGGUUACAGACCACACUCUGA
Molecule: messenger RNA, 3651 nt
Organism: Cricetulus griseus (Chinese hamster)
Lineage: Eukaryota; Metazoa; Chordata; Mammalia; Rodentia; Cricetidae
Source: RefSeq, a predicted model, not a curated record